UGCAGAUACUCCUAUCAUUAAUUGAAUAUGAUUGAACAGAUUUAUUAUGGAAUUAGCACCUGGUGAUUAGUGGUAUCCAAGAUGCUCUUCAAAGCGGUCUUCUUAAUCGUGGGCUUAAGCCAGGUUCUGGCGCUGCCCACGGAGCCGGAGUACACCAAAGUGGACUUCAUUGAAAAUGUCCUCAAAGUCGAAGCUGGCUCCGAACUUGACGCUGAAACGUCAAUGUCGCGCAUCGUAUCAGGCUGGCAAGCGUACCCCGGCCAGCAUCCUCACCAGAUCUACCUCCGCAUGGUCAACGCUGCUGGUACCAUGAGCGCGUGCGGUGGGUCCGUGGUGCAUAAGAACUGGUUCAUUACCGCAGCGCAUUGCACGGCACAACGAGUGCGACUCUUGGUCCGCGCCGGUCUCGUCCACAUCUCGCAGCCACAAUAUGACUCGGAGACGACGGUGUGGUACAACUAUCCCACCUUCAUAGACGAGUUGGCGGCUGUCGUCCAGCCUAAUGACAUUGCUAUCGCUCACGUCGACGAGCCUUUCACUUUCAGCCAUCUGCUGCAGCCCAUCAAGAUGCAGUCAUCAGCUGAUGCGUACAGGGACUACUCCAACCAGCAGGUCAUGGCUAGCGGCUUUGGACGUGUUUGGACAGGAGGUGCCACCGCCGAGAACCUGCAGUGGGUGUACCUGACCGGGGUAUCGAACGCGCUAUGCUUCUCCACCUUCGGCACUAUCGUCACUGACACCACCAUCUGCGCGAGGUUCUUCAAUGUCACCUCACAGUCAACCUGCCAGGGUGACAGUGGCGGGCCCCUCGUCAACGUGGAUGACGACGGCGUCCCAAUCCUUAUCGGAGUAGCAGCGUUCGUGGCUGGUGGUGACUCGGGGUGCCACGCCGGUCAUCCUGCAGGUUUCACUCGCCUUGGACCCUUCCACAGCUGGUUUACAGAGAAAACUGGCAUUGACUUCGAUAACCUAGAAGAAGAUACUGAAGCCCCAACUGAACCACCAACUGAGCGCCCAACUGAACCGCCAACUGAACCACCAACUGAAGCACCUACUGAGCCACCAACUGAGCCGCCAACUGAGACCCCAACUGAGCCACCAGUGACUGAAUCCCCAGAUUCCAAUGAGUCCGGAGAAGAUGAAUCAACGGAAGCCCCAGAACCGGAAGAGGACAGUUCGGAGGAGAAGGAUUCCGAUGAAUCUGAUUCUGAUGACUGUGAAUUGUCUGAGUUGAUGAAGAAAUUGGAAGUCAAAGUCAACGUUAAAGUUAAACUUAACAAGUAUGGAAGGAAAAAGAAAGUUCACAUUAAAAAAUAAAUUUGUAACAUUUAUUUAAGGUUAGAUGGGUUAGAAAAAAGUGAGGUAAGCGAAACACUUGAAGGGAAUCCUCAUACUGUUUCUCUUGCCUCGAUCAAAAUAAACUACUUUUAGGUAGCUCUUACCUCACAUAUCCUUAUACAACUAAGCCAUUUAGUAUGAAGUCUGCAAUUUGUAUAUUUUUACAUUUAAAUAAAUAGUUGAGCAAAUUA
Cydia pomonella (codling moth) is the source of this 1529-nucleotide messenger RNA. RefSeq names its product serine protease 3-like. The coding region runs from base 82 to 1317 and encodes 411 amino acids. Gene Ontology annotation, biological process: proteolysis. Lineage: Eukaryota; Metazoa; Arthropoda; Insecta; Lepidoptera; Tortricidae. Gene Ontology annotation, molecular function: serine-type endopeptidase activity. The transcript is spliced from 8 exons. The record is from RefSeq and is a predicted model, not a curated record.